Molecule: messenger RNA, 1419 nt
Organism: Kogia breviceps (pygmy sperm whale)
Lineage: Eukaryota; Metazoa; Chordata; Mammalia; Artiodactyla; Physeteridae
Source: RefSeq, a predicted model, not a curated record
AUGGAUGACAGUGUCUUUAGGGAGUACAGUACCUGGGGAACACUAGCAAGUUCAAUGGCCCCUCUGUGGCCCUUGGUCCUGGUGGCUGCAGGAAUCCUGGCCAUAUAUACCCCUCAUCCCAGGAGUUCUGCUCUGCACCAUCUCACCAAGCAGCUAAUACAGAAAUAUCGCAAGGAAGUGAGGCCAGUUCACACCUGGACCCAGGCCACCACAGUAUACCUGGAUGUGUUUGUCCACGCUGUGUGGAUAUGGUGGGCUGCUCCUAAAGUUCGUUCCAGAGGCAGGGCUGGUUUGAAGGACUUGAUAAAAAUCGCUCACAAAUUCUGCUCAGACAAGGACACUCCCAAUGAUGCACAGAAUCAAAAAUUAAAGACAAGUGUAUGGUAUCGUGAGGUUUGGGAUGAUGAGUUUUUAUCCUGGAACUGCAGCAUGUUUGAUGAGAUUAGAGAGCUCUCCCUACCUCUAAGUGCAGUCGGGGCUCCUGAUACCAUCAUAAAUGAGUUUGUGGACAUUGAAAGAUCACCUGAUCUUCCCUAUGUUUACAUGAACUCAUCUGGGACCAUUAAGCAUUCUAAGCCCAUCCAAGUGGUCUCUGCAUGCAGUUUAGAGACAUACGCUUUUCCAUUCGAUAUCCAGAAUUGCAGCCUAACCUUCAAUAGCAUUCUACACACAGUGGAAGAUGUAGACCUGGCCUUCCUGAGAAGCAGAGAAGGCAUUACACAUGACCAAAAAGCAUAUUUGAAUGACAGUGAGAGGGAACUUCUUUCUGUGUCCUCAUACAACAUCCUGCAGAACAGCGAUGGAGAUUUUGCACAGAUUCAGUUUAAUGUGGUGAUUCGCAGACGCCCACUGGUCUAUGUUGUGAGCCUGCUGAUUCCCAGCUUCUUCCUAAUGCUCAUGGACCUGGGGAGCUUCUAUCUCCCACCCACCUGCCACACCAGGAUUGUGUUCAAGAGCGUGCUGGUGGGCUACACCGUCUUCAGGGUUAACAUGUCUGAUGAGGUGCCGAAGAGCGCAGUGACCACCCCUCUAAUUGGUAAGCAGCUCCGGGUCGCUAGGUACCCGUCUUGCAUUACUUCUGUCCAAGAUCUGAUGUUGCCUGUCAGAUGGGGAAGGAAUCGAGGGGACACCGAUGCGGAAGGGCCUAGAAUGGAUCCUUGGGCCCAGCUCACUGGGGUAACAGAGCCCCCUAUCUGUCAGGAGCACUGGGCCCAGCCAGGGACCCUGAGGGAAGUCUGGUCCCAGCUUCAAUCUAUCAGCAGCUACUUCCAGACCCAGGACCAGGCGGACCGACAGGAGGCUGGGUGGCUGGCCCUCCUGGAAUGCUUUGACUGACUGCUCUUCCAAAGCUAUCUUGUUGUGCUGGGGUUCUACACCAUCACCCUGUGUUCCCUCUGGGUGCUGUGGAGUGGCUUAUGA